Mandrillus leucophaeus (drill) is the source of this 2005-nucleotide messenger RNA. RefSeq names its product potassium channel tetramerization domain containing 17 (gene KCTD17). Gene Ontology annotation, molecular function: cullin family protein binding. Gene Ontology annotation, cellular component: cytoplasm; Cul3-RING ubiquitin ligase complex. Gene Ontology annotation, biological process: protein homooligomerization; proteasome-mediated ubiquitin-dependent protein catabolic process. The coding region runs from base 371 to 1219 and encodes 282 amino acids. NCBI's taxonomy places the organism in Eukaryota, Metazoa, Chordata, Mammalia, Primates, Cercopithecidae. The transcript has 9 exons. The record is from RefSeq and is a predicted model, not a curated record.
AUUAGAAGCUCUCCAGCCGCCCUGGAUCGGGGUCUCACCUUCUCCUUUGGGGCAGUGGACAAGGAGAGACCUGGGGCCUUUCCUCUCUUCCAAAGGGGACUCCUGCUCUGGGGAAGGAGUCGACGAGGCUACUUCUCCUGCCCUUUGGGAUGUGGGUGGCGGAGGGGUGCAGGGAGCUAGCUGGAUGGAGGAGCCCUGGGGGGCCUUGUGAGCGGGCUGAAUCUAGAAGGAGCGCUGGCCCAGCGGGCACUGUUUCUGAGCACCCACCCUGACUCUGCUGCACGCUGCCUGCUGCGACCUUGGGUCGGACCCUUCCCUGCACUGCGCUCAGCCUCCUUCCUCAUCUGUAACACGAAGGGCUGGUCUGAAGAUGACCUCUAAGGUCUCCUGUCCCCCAUCCGUGACCUUCCGAUGCGGUGGCCUUUGGCAAGUCGCCUCGCCUCUCAAUGUCUCCCAUCUCUCUGAUGAGACCGGGGCCUACCUCAUUGACCGUGACCCCACCUACUUCGGGCCCAUCCUGAACUUCCUCCGGCAUGGCAAGCUGGUGCUGGACAAGGACAUGGCUGAGGAGGGGGUCCUGGAGGAAGCCGAGUUCUACAACAUCGGCCCGCUGAUCCGCAUCAUCAAAGACCGGAUGGAAGAGAAGGACUACACGGUGACCCAGGUCCCGCCUAAGCACGUGUACCGCGUGCUGCAGUGCCAGGAGGAGGAGCUCACGCAGAUGGUCUCCACCAUGUCUGACGGCUGGCGCUUUGAGCAGCUGGUGAACAUCGGCUCCUCCUACAACUACGGCAGCGAGGACCAGGCAGAGUUCCUGUGUGUGGUGUCCAAGGAGCUCCACAGCUCCCCGAAUGGGCUGAGCUCAGAGUCCAGCCGCAAAACCAAGAGCACGGAGGAGCAGCUGGAGGAGCAGCAGCAGCAGGAGGAGGAGGUGGAGGAGGUGGAGGUGGAACAGGUGCAGGUGGAGGCAGAUGCACAGGAGAAAGCCCAGUCAUCUCAGGAUCCCGCUAACCUUUUCUCCCUCCCACCACUGCCUCCUCCUCCGCUUCCCGCUGGAGGUUCCCGUCCGCACUCUCUCAGACCUGAGGCUGAGCUUGCAGUGAGGGCUUCUCCUCGGCCCCUCGCCCGCCCCCAGAGCUGCCAUCCCUGCUGUUACAAGCCAGAGGCACCCGGAUGUGAGGCCCCAGAUCACCUCCAGGGACUUGGGGUUCCCAUCUGAAAUCCUUUAUUUUUGUACCAUGGGGUGGGCCCCGGGCCUGAGAAGGAAGAAGCCUCCUCUGUCUGCACCUGUGGGGCUGUGACUUACCCCUGCCUCCAGGGCCGGGGCGGGGCGGGGGCCCCCGGGACCUCUUAAGGCCCAAGGUGGGCCCCAGGAUCUCUGGGCAGAGCCGACUGCUCAUGGCGGACGUGUGGCAAUGUCUGGCUGUGUCUCUCCAGCCCCCGCGUCCCCUUUCCCGGGCUCCCCUGCUGCAUGGCGGAUGCACUCCUUCCUGGCCCAGUCACAUCGCCUCCUUGAGCCUUAGUCCAGGGGGUAACUCCUCCCACCCCACCUACCUCACAGGGUUGUUGUGAGGGUGCACAGAGGAGCAAGGUCCCUGAAGGCCCUCGGGCAGUAUAUAGGGGCCGCCCACCUUCAGCUGCCCUGGGAUGGGAAGGACCCAGCCCAACCCCUGGGCGUAACACUGUGUUUGCAAAUGGAGAUUCAGGUAUUGGGGAUGCAGGUUGUGGGGAGCUGGCCUGUCAGAGUAGGGGUAGGUGGCUUGGCCUUCACCUUGGUGAUCCCAUCCCCAGCCAUUUGCAUUGCUGGCCCAGCGCCUGGCCUGGGGGGCGGGGAGAGGCAGCAGAAGGGGCUGGGCAGGGGCGGUGGAGGACUCAGGAACUGCCCGGGGAGAGUGGGUGUGGCGGCUGAGCCAGCGGCCGUCCUGUGUUUGAAUUCCUGGGAUGGGUCCUUGCUUCUCGGCUAUGUCGGACCCCACCGUGUAAUAAAACCCGAAGGAACAGCCCA